Laccaria bicolor S238N-H82 is the source of this 2538-nucleotide messenger RNA. RefSeq lists its product as uncharacterized. The transcript has 11 exons. The coding region runs from base 1 to 2538 and encodes 845 amino acids. NCBI's taxonomy places the organism in Eukaryota, Fungi, Basidiomycota, Agaricomycetes, Agaricales, Hydnangiaceae. The record is from RefSeq and is a predicted model, not a curated record. Gene Ontology annotation, molecular function: protein binding.
AUGACAUCCCAGAACUCUAGAAGUAUCUUGGGAAAUGUACCAUUUGACAUUUUGGUUCACCUUUUAGGCUUUCUAUGCCCAUUAGAUAUCCUCGCGGCACGACAGACAUGUAAGCUGCUUCAGGAAGCAACAUCACAGCGGUCGCUUUGGAUAGGCGUCCUUCGCAGCGUUUGCGCGGAAAACCAUAUCUUCUGGCCCACUUACCCUAUCAAGGACAUGUCGACAAGUGAUCUCGUCAAAGCCGCAUUAACUCCUACCAGAUUUCUGUCGUUCAUUUUCAAAGAGAGAGAUCCUGCUUUGGAGGGAAUUGAACCGAGAACAGUGAUACAUUUUACACCUGGGAAUCUGAAUCGUCUUCGGAACCCAUGCCCUAUCGACCUUCUUCCUGGGGGGCGCUUCCUGGUUUGCGCUGAAUACAAAAUUCUGUCGAUCUGGGACCUGGGUUGUCCCUCUGAGGGGUGCUCGUUGUCUGAACUCAUUUUGGUUGCAUGUGUCGCAACUGAGGAGUGCCACAGAUUUAUGCUAAAGCCCACGAACGAUGCCCUUGGAAUUCAAGUUGUGGUACUGUCGGCACCAGCGAACAAUGUAACGGUGUUUGAGAUCCGUCCUACAUUUUCCAACCCCAGCUUUCGUCAAAUCACGAGUCUUGACGUCGUCCUCCACGAAGGAUGGGACAUCUAUUGUUUAUGUGGAGAUCGACUUUUUAUCGUUUGGCAGGAUAUCGUGACUGUCUGGGAUUUCUCCAGGAACUUAUGGGCAAGCUGGGAAGUGGAGAGGUCACCCAUGAGUAUUUCAGCAAUAGAUAAUCAUGUCAUUCUUGUUGAAGACUCGGAUGACCACGAAGCAAGGGUCGGGAUCUGGAAGAUCCCUCCAUUGCACCCGAUCGGGCACACAUCUGCGUCUCUCGGUGUGCUCCCUGCUGACACCUGGUUCGCGCCACUUCAGGUUGAAGACCUGAUUUCAGUAGAAUACUACGGUGGGUUGGAUGACUGGUACCGAAUAGGAGGCGUCGGACGGACACAAUGCAUAAUUGACGGUUAUGGAUGCCGCAUUGAAUCUUUCUCAAAAACCGCAUUUCUCCGGGUAGAAUUACCCCUCAAACUCGAGGAUAAUCAAUCCACCCACAAUGUGGAUUUGGACUUUCAUAUCUUUGACUUUCUUUCAAAAGAAAGUAUUUUUGGAUCCCUUGGAGUGUGUAAUGAGAACGCCAUCUCUGUGUGGACCUCUCCAUUCGGCAUCCAAUUUCAUGCCACAAGGCGAACUAAUAUCGUCAAUCGACCUCAUACACCUGUGGAUUUGACACCCUCCCCCCGCUCUGCUUCUGUUCACAUUAGGAUGCCCUUGGUUCCUGAGGUUGCUGCUUUUUGCCCUGUUUCGGGGCGGCUGUGUUAUCUUUUAGGCGAUGAUUCAUCUACCAUCUUCAUUACCGAUUGUCUUUCUAGGAAUAUCACCUCUGAGUCGGGGCAUGCACCAAGCAGUGUCGCGUUGAUCUCAGGCUCAGCUGCUAGCACUGAAACCUACAAGUAUAUGCGUCUUUGGGGUCGACUGGGGCUGCUCCUUCAAGUUGGUUUUGGUGCGGGACGAUAUCCUCGCGGCUCGACAGACAUUAAGCCCAACUUGCUCCUUUCUGAACUUCACUCACCAGGUGUCAUUAGAGCGAACAAUGUAACGGCGUUCGAGAUCUAUCCUACAUCUUCCAACCCCAGCUUUCGUAAAAUUACGAGUCUCGACGUCGUCCUCCAUGAAGCAUGGGAGAUUUAUUGUUUAUGUGGAGAUCGGCUUUCAAUCAAUUACCAAAAUAUCGUGACUGUUUGGGAUUUCUCCAGGAAUUUAUGGGCAAGCUGGGAAGUGGAAAGGACACCCGCCAGUAUUUCAGCAACGGAGAAUCAUGUCAUCCUUGUUGAAGGUGACCAUGAAACAAGGGUGGGGGUCUGGAAGAUCCCCCCAUUGCACCCGAUCGGGCACACAUCUGCAUUCCACGGUGUGCUCCCUCCUGACAUCUGCUUCACGCUACCUCAGGUUGAAGACCUGCUUUCAGUAGAAUACUACGGCGGUUUGGAUGACUGGUACCUAACAGGAGCCGUCGGAUGGACGCGAUGCAUAAUUGACGUUUAUGUAACCCACUUGGGAUUUCGACGAAGAUCCGCACUUCUCCGGGUAGAAUUACCCCUCAAACUCGAGGAUGCUCAAUUCACCCACAAGGAUGAUUUGGACUUGCAUACCUUUGACUUUGCAACAAGGGAAAAUAUCUUUGGAUCCCUUGGAGUGUGUAAUGAGAAUGCCGUCUCCGUUUGGACCUCUCCAUUUGGCAUCCAAUUUCAUGCCGCAAGGCGAAGUAACGUCGUCAAUCGACCUUGCACACCUGUGGAUUUGACACCCUCCCCCCGCUCUGCUUCUGUUCACAUUAGGAUGCCCUUGGUUCCUGAGGUUGCUGCUUUUUGCGCUGUCUCGGGGCGGCUGUGCUAUCUUUUACAUGGUGAUUCAUCCAACACGGUCUAUAUCACUGACUGUCUUUUUAGGAAUACCUCUGAGGAUUGA